AUGUACUAUGAUCUAUUCUACAUAUCCACGUACUAUCUGUGGAUUAAUGUAGUGAGCUCCAGGCCGGCUCCAGAUGACCCGGCCCCGCGGCCGCGAGACAUAUAUUUGUUUUUCCUGCAUUUGGCUCAGGAGCAGAGACAUGCCCGUUUUGCCUACCUACCUGCGUGGUCGGUUACCAACGAGUCUUACCAAAUUAUUUACCACAAUGGUCUGAGGGUUGAGCAGGAUAGCAAAUCUUACCUACCUAGGAUCGGGGCACUACUACUAUGUAGGGAUAUUACUACCCAGGCGGACAAUUCAUCCAGAAGAUCCACAAUCUAG
This is a messenger RNA of Morchella sextelata, 321 nucleotides long. RefSeq lists its product as uncharacterized. The record is from RefSeq and is a predicted model, not a curated record. Lineage: Eukaryota; Fungi; Ascomycota; Pezizomycetes; Pezizales; Morchellaceae. Bases 1 to 321 code for a protein of 106 amino acids. The transcript is spliced from 7 exons.